Messenger RNA from Pungitius pungitius (ninespine stickleback), 7403 nucleotides. Its product is annotated as polycystin-1-like protein 1. Gene Ontology annotation, cellular component: plasma membrane. NCBI's taxonomy places the organism in Eukaryota, Metazoa, Chordata, Actinopteri, Perciformes, Gasterosteidae. The record is from RefSeq and is a predicted model, not a curated record. The coding region runs from base 81 to 7022 and encodes 2313 amino acids. The transcript has 46 exons. Gene Ontology annotation, molecular function: monoatomic cation channel activity; protein binding. Gene Ontology annotation, biological process: calcium ion transport; kidney development.
ACGAGGUCGUCCGCCUUGGAGUGACCUUUGAGACGGAACUUGACUGUGACCUUUCAGGCGGCCUUAACUACACUUGGACCAUGUUUGACUCUGCAGGGCAGGUUUUCCCUUUGCCUCUUGUAGACACACACAGACACAGCCUCAUCCUGCCCAACCAUCUCCUGCACUACGACACGUACACCGCCAGAGCAAGGGUUCAGGUCGGCGGGAGUGUGGUGCACAGUAACUACAGUGUGAGAGUGCAGGUAGUACCGAGCCCUCCUGUUGCCUUCGUCCGGGGCGGCACCAAUAUCUUCAUCAACAAGUGGAACGACACCAUGGUCACCCUGGACGGGCAGAGAUCUCACGACCCAGACUUCCCCAUGAACCCAGUCAGCUUCAGCUGGACAUGUAAACCGGUCAGCUCCAUUACCAGCUCCUGUUUCCACCACCAUGUUCCCACUUCAUCCCCUGUGCUUGCGUUUCCUGCUAGUUUCCUAAAACACGCCUUUGACCAGUUUCAGUUCUCGUUCACCGUCCACAGUGGAGAGCGCUCAGCUUCAUCAGAGACCUUCCUCACCUUAACGCCAAAUGUGAUUGGGAAGGUGUCUGUUUCCUGCCCUCAGUGCCAGGGAGACCAGGUGAACUGGCACAAGUCCUUCUCUGUCGGCGCCUCGUGUGAAGGCUGCAAUGUUUCUCCAAAAUACAUCCAGUACACCUGGAGCCUAUACCUGGUCAAUGCAUCAUCCAAGCCUGUCAUACAAGUGCCGUUUUGUUACACAGUGGAUCUCAGUGCUCCGUCUAGCAUCGUGGAGGGUUCUGCCAUUUCCCCUCUGACUCCUGGGACUUCCACCCAUUAUCCACCUGCUACAGAUGUGAUUGACACUGAGCCCUGGCCUGUCUCUGAUCUAGUAGACAUAAAAACAGAGGGAUCAGGAGAGGAGUCCUUUUAUCACCUCCUGGGGGAGUAUGGCCCUCCAAAGCCUUUGUUCUCCUCCACUGAAUACCCGCAACUCACCUCUGACAACAGUGGCGCCCAAUAUGCAGACCACUUUCGCCAGGCUGACGUUAUCAGUGAAUUCCCAAUUGAAUCUGACUCCUCUGCUGACUGGGAGUUUUCUUUUCCUGUUCUGGAGAGCGAGGACAUGGGAGGACAACAAGAUUCAGAUUACGAUGUUCCCUUGGUGAGCGCAGAGGAAGGAAACCCAGGGGCUUCAGCAGGAAGACCCACAGGUAUGGAUGGGGAGAGCGACGGUCCAGCAGAUGAAUCAUUCCACUAUCCAGCCUCCGAUGAAGAUGAGGGGAAUAACCUGAUACAUUCCAGACCAUCCGUUGUGAUCCGGGAGUCGGUUUUGCUCGAUUUACCCAGAGACCGAGUAGACAGAGGGCUUUUUGAGUCCUACACUUACACAGGCAUUUCCUCCCCUUGGCUGAGUUUCAGACCAUACAGUCUGAUUCCUGGGAGCAGAUACAUGUUGGCGAUCACAGCCAAAUCUCAUGAUAGUUUUCUGGGCCAGACUCAACUUUUCUUAAAAACCAACCCAGCUCCAAAAGGUGUGACGUGCCAGGUGCAACCAGUCAGAGGGAGGGAGUUAUACACACACUUCAGCAUCUUCUGCACCUCAGGGAAAGAGGACUUAGUGUACGAGUACAGUGUCCGUGUCGGAGAUGGACCUCCCAGGACUCUGUAUGAGGGGAGAGACUUCCAGUACUACUUCAGCCUUCCUUCUGGAGACCCCAAUGAUGACCACAAAGUAACUAUUUCCACGGAGAUCAAAAGCAGCAUGGAUGGGGCGGCCUCUGAACCUUGUCUUGUCACCGUCCGAGUCCAACCAAGCUUCUUCAGAGACGCCCCCACUUCAUCCCAUGGUGACCCUGACCUGGAGCUUUCAGAGUCGGGUCUGAGGAAUCUUUCGUCUCUGGUGCGAACUGGAAACGGCGUGGAGAUUCGUAACUACAUCAGUCUCCUCUCCGGCAUCCUCAACAGACUCAGCCUGGACGCUAAGGCCAACGCACACGCCCAGAGACGCACACGCAACGCGCUCAUCGGAACCAUGUGUGAGCUUGAGAGCAGUGGACAGGCAUCAUUGGUGGACAACAUCUGCAUCCUGAAAGACCUUUUACAAGUUACAAACCAGGUGACAUUAGCGAGUGCGAGACGAGUCACCGUCCACACUCAGGUCGUCUCAGAGCAGUUUUCCAGUGCUCCAGCCUGGUACUCUCAGAAGACACUGAACACCCUGGUAGCCUUGCUGUCACACUGCCUGCAAGCUGCUCUGACCACCAAUGACUUCAGACCUGAGAUGUCCGCCAGUGGCGACAUUACACAGGCGUUCGGCCCGGGCCGACGUGAUGAAAUGCAGGACUCACCCAGCGGCGUCCACAUGGAGCGAGGAUCACCAACUUCAACAAAGCAGGCCCUGCAGCUCGUGGCGGAUAUUCUCCGGACGGCUUCAGACCUGAUGCUGAAGUACAUUUCGUCCCAUGAGGCCCACGAGCACAGCGUCAGCACUGGUCUCCUCGCCUUGUACGCCACAUCGCUGAAGCAAACCUCCGCUGUCCUCAGCAGUGGCUCAGCCGCCUUCCACAUGCCUGACUCCCUGGUCCAGCGUCUUUUUGUUCAUGGCAGCGGGGAAGCAGGGGGCAGAGUGCGCCGGCCGUGCGUGCUCGGCGUGCUGACCGAGCUCAGCCGCAGUCCUUACACCUCGGCUGCUUUCCAGCCGAGCGGGCCGGUGGUCGACCUCAGUCUUUACAAGUGCAGCACAAAGAGAAAGAUCCCCGUUCGCCCGCUGAUUCGGCCGAUGAACGUCACGCUGCAGCAGCCACCGAGAAUCAAGAGCGCGGCUCCCGAGUACGUCCUCCUGCCGAGCCGGGUCAACUACCACAGCUUCAACAUUACCCAGGAGCACUUGCAUCAGGCCAUCCAGCUGAGCGUGGUCUUCGCGCCGCCGCUCAACAAGGUGUUUCCCAUCAUGCUGCUCUUCAGGAUGUUUGAGAGGCCGACUCCCAGUGUACACCACCUGCACAGGAUUCAUUACUGGGAGAGGAACACCACACGCUUCACUCUGCCACCAUCCUACCUCAGCAGUGCAGGGAUCGGUCACCUGGCCCUGCUGAAUGCCAAUUUUGGGAAAAAACCCAGACACAAGCACCUAAAUGAACAGGUGAGUUACGGUGUCACAGCGGACAGCAGCCUGUGUUUGUCCUGGGACGGCCACCAGGGGGCCUGGACUCCCGACGGCUGCGGGACACAACAAGCCGACAUGGCUGCUGCAGUCAACUGCAGCUGUCACCAGUUGAGGCCGCUGACCGUGAUGCAGCAGCCAAUCGCGAGCAGCCACGACACAACCGACCUGGACCCGUUCCUCAGUGUGUCCAGGGAUCUGACAGUGCUGGGUGUGCUGCUGCUCUGCCUAUGCCUGUACAUCCCGGGGUUGCUGAUGUGUCAGAGAGCUGACGUUGGCUCUGAGGCAAAUCGGAGAGCACACUUUCUUUCUGACAACUCUCCAUGUGACCCAUACCUCUAUGCUGUGACGAUCCACACUGGUCCUCGCUCUGCAGCCCGCCUCAGUGCAAAGGUUUACAUAGUGCUCCAUGGUAAAGAUGGGUGCUCCCAGACAAGAGAACUACAAGUCCCAGGAUGCAAUCUGUUCAGGAGGAACUCUCAAGACACCUUCAUAUUAAGCACGUCAGACAACUUGGGUCCAGUGUGGGGGGUUCACAUCUGGCAUGACAACUCUGGACCCUCCCCAAAUUGGUACCUAAAACAAGUGGAAGUAUACGAGGUGGGAAGUGCGCGUGUGAAAGGACGAGCUUGGUUCUUUGUGGGUCAGUGCUGGUUGGCUGUGAACAAAGAUGAUGGCCGGGUGGAUAAAAUGCUCAGAGUUGGCACUCAUGGAAUAAGCUUUUCGAAGAUGUUCUGUCUCAAGCUAUCGGACUACUUGGCCGACUACCACAUCUGGAUGUCUCUGUACAGCUGCCCCCAGCCCAACCCGUUCACACGCACUCAGAGACUCGUCGUGAGCCUCCUGCUGCUGUCGGGAUACGCGUGCGUCAACGCCGCAAUCCUAUCAAAGAUGAACGAUCGGCAGUUGCCGUUUGAGCUGGGCCUUGUGGACCUGUCGGCCGUUUCUCUGGCGACGGGAGUGUUGAGUGUGGUGGCAGCGUUGCCCGCGGCAGCUUUGACAUCUUUCCUGUUCCGGCUGCGCAAGCUCAAGCCGAUGGGGCCGGUGGUCCAGCACACGAAGGGUCGACGGACGGAAAAGGACCCUCCUGGAGAUGCCCUUUUGUUACAUGACAGUAUAUUCGAGCCCCAGCUGUAUUGGAACAGUCUUCAGCAGUGGGCUCAGGAAACCUGGACGAACAAAUACCAGGGCACAGAAUUGCUGCCAGCGUCCACCACCAUUCUGGAAAAUAAAAGCACAGAGAGGAGAAAUCUUGAUGGAGCACUCCGAGGAAAAGAGUUGGAUAUUUUAAGUGGAAACAGCAGGUUUCCUGGAUCCCAGAGGGCUCUUUUGUCCAGUUCCGGGGAUGCAAGACUUGCCUUUCAGAAGGACGAGGAACAUCAAGGGAAGCUUUUGUCGGACUGCGGCUACGAGGAAGACUGCCAUCGGCAGGCAGUGUGGCCUGCAGAACACAGUCUGGAAGGGAGCGCAUCGACGCCGCUACCUCAGUGGUCUCAUUAUGUGGCCUGGAGCCUUUGUCUGCUGUUGUCCCUCUUCUGCCUCGUGCUUUCUGCAGUGCUUGGACUGAGGUUCAACAGCAGCAAGGUUCUGCUUUGGAUACACUCUCUUUUCUUCUCCCUGAUGUUUUGCAUCUUUUUCAUCCAACCAGCUGUGAUUAUUACAGCAGCAGUGGCCGUUUCCUUUUGGCACAGGAAAAGAUCCGACCUUCACGGCUUCUCCAGUGUCAGAGAUAUUGAAAAGAACACUGCAAAUUUGUGGAACUGCAACGGCGCUCAGCAACCAGCAGAGCAGGUCGGCGCACCUGCCUUUCCACAAGAGAGAUGCUCGUACCUGGAGAAGCUGCUUGGAGAUCGUCGGCGAGCCCGCUACCUCCGUCGAGUGCGCCCGCCGACUGCGGCAGAGCUGAGGAAAACCUGUGGCAAGAAGAGAAGGGAGACACUUCUCCAUAAUACUCUCAGGGAGGUGUCACUCUGUGGCUGCAUGCUUCUCCUGAUGCUGUGCAUAAGUUAUGGGACCUCAUCCACUGAUCAUUCCCACCUCAAUAAAGCUGUAAAGAAAUGGUUUAUAAGUGGCGAUGAUGCAUUUAUGUCCAUACAAAAGCCUGAGCACUGGUGGAAGUGGGCACAGGGCCGUCUCCUUGGUUUACUGUACAAGAAUGCAUCCACCAGGACCGAGUCACACAUGUUGAUUGGAGAGCCGAUCCUGAGGAAGACAGAGAUGUCCAACUCAUUUCAUGGCCAGGCAAGCCCUCCAAGGACACGUGGUCACUUGGACUGCUACUUGGGACCAAGUACCACUGUUGGCUUAGGCCACACAAAGUCGGAUGCUGCGUCCAAACUGAGGCUCCUGCAUUCAGAGGGCUGGCUUUGCAGACAGUCUGUCUCUGUCCACUUCACCUUGUUUAGCCCGGCGCCCAACUUGUUCACCAGUGUGACGGUGCUCUCUGAGCAGAACCCCACCGGUGUUCUGCUGCCCUCUGUUGAUAUCCAGUCAGUUAGAGUGCAUCACACUCCGGCUGCGUGGGACUAUGUUGUCAUGGUGUGCCAGCUCCUCUUCCUUGUCUUCUCCCUGCUGCAAUUCUGGGAUCACGUGUACGCAAUAGGGCAGCAAGGCCUGAUGAGAUACUGGAGGACACCUUUUAACUGUCUGGAGGUCAGUUUGCUGACAGUUUCCUCCCUGCACUAUGUUUAUUGCAUCUAUCGCUCGAUCAUUCUCUUGGAGGUUGUGGAGCUGCUGCAGAGACACAACUACAGGGGACACGUUGACGUCACCCUCCUGGCUACCGUGGAACAAGACAUUCGUACUCUGCGUGGCAUUACGCUCCUUCUCCUCACCACGAAGGCUGUGACUGUGACCUCCACAUCCUCUGGGACGCUCCUCCCCUGCUCGCCCUCCAGCCUUCUCUGGCCGACGAUUGCGGGUCUUAUCCUGAUGGUGGCGCUGUCCUGCGUUGGGAGUCUCCUGUUGGUACACAGACACUGGGCCUUCAGCUCACUUCCGCGCUCCCUCCGGACCCUGCUCUGUUGCUGCGGGGGCUUCGGGGCCCCACGGGGCCUUGGUCUCUCGGGUAGUCAUGUCCUUUAUGGUGGAGUUCUCUGUCUUUCCUCUCUUGUGUGGAGAGCAGUGGUGAUGGGUUUGGUGUUCUCAUUGGUCAGAAGAGCCAAAAGAUGGACAAACUGGGGGAAUGUCUUCACCGUAGCGGAAUUCGCCGACUACAUCAGACACGCGGCCUUUGAUCUUGUUGGGAAGCGUAGACACGCAUGGCAGGAAAAUCCUCUGGAAGGGAAGACUUACUACUUUGAAGAGUUUGAAAGCUUAGUAGAUGAACUACUGUUCAGACUGGAUGCCUUCUCAGACAGUCUGCACCGCACUCUGCCCUCUAAAGCCCAGCACCCCAGGGAGGAGGACAGUCCCGUCAUCCCACAAGAGGCCUCCAACUUGGACGCACAGGAGUAUCUGAGUGGUAACACAGCUGUCAUUGGCCAUGGAGAGGCCUUGGCAGCAUCUCACCUGCUCAGGUCCAAGCUUGAACAGAGGGGAGAGCAUUCCUCCUCAGACGAUGCUGUGGAACGGCAUGCUUCACUAGGAUCUGAAACCAUGGCCAAAGAAAACCCAAAGGCCAGAGGGCUUCAUGCAUAUUUAGAGGCACAAAACUACCCCUCCACCUCAGAGUCAACAUCAUGCAUCAGCGCUUGGGCAAAAGAUGUUCCGGAGAAGCGAGUUAACAAAGGGACCAAAACAAAUGAAAGGAGCUGCUUGAUACAAACACAGGCCACAUAUGCAGAGAUGGUGGUAGAGGUUCUAGUCCACCAGGAGCCUGGGAGUGUAGAGCCAGGUAAACAGGAGGCUUCUUAUUGAGAGAACAGUUGUGGAUGGGGCACAGCAAGCGAUUGAAAAAAGUAUUUCUUAAUAUAAUAAUACAUAUAUUAUAUAUGUAUAAUAUUUUUUACUGUGUGCCAAUCGUUGUUAUUCACCGCUUUAAUUAGCAGAUGAUAAUAUUACCUGAACCUACCUAAUGUCAUUGAUGCAAAAACGGUAUCACUAUUUGUUACUUUAUAAUUGAGUGUAGUUGAUGUAAAUGUAAUAAUACAUGUAUUCCAGCUAUGCUUUGCCCAUGAUAAGAGCUGACAGAUAUGUUAUCAUUGAGUUGUACAUCACAUAAAGAGAUCCUUUAACUGAACCUGUCAAUCCAUAUUAAUGAUUAAAGUCACAUUUAAGUUGCACAAGUUUGUGCAUCCU